This is a messenger RNA of Gavialis gangeticus (Gharial), 2086 nucleotides long. It is a transcript of the gene CCM2, whose product is annotated as CCM2 scaffolding protein. The record is from RefSeq and is a predicted model, not a curated record. Bases 205 to 1548 code for a protein of 447 amino acids. The transcript has 10 exons. NCBI's taxonomy places the organism in Eukaryota, Metazoa, Chordata, Crocodylia, Gavialidae. Gene Ontology annotation, biological process: vasculogenesis; heart development.
GAAGGAAACUGUGGUUAAUCCACUUCCUGCUCAUACUUUUGGCGAAGAGUGAAAUGACAGUUGCGCCUGGGCCCGCAGGGUGAUGCGACAGCCCUCUGACAGCCCGUUACGGCACAGUCACUAGCCACACGGUUGGGGGGGAACGAAGUAGAGAAGUGGCUGCAGCAGCGUGUUUUGCGCUGCUCAUCGUAGCCGGGUUCGUACAUGGAGAACGAGCCUGGAAUUGUGUCCCCUUUCAAACGAGUCUUUUUGAAAGGCGAGAAGGGACGGGAUAAAAAGGCCCAGGAGAAGGUUACUGAGAGACGCCCGCUUCACACCGUCUUGCUGUCCUUGCCCGAUCGAGUUGAACCAGACAUACUGCUGAAUGACUACAUCGAAAAGGAAGUUAAGUAUUUAGGCCAAUUAACAUGUGUCCCUGGAUACCUGAAUCCCUCCAGUCGUACUGAAAUCCUUCAUUUAAUAGAUAAUGCCAAGAGAGCACAUCAGCUCCCAGGGCAGCUGACCCAGGAGCACGACGCGGUGAUUAGUCUGUCUGCCUACAACAUCAAGCUGGUGUGGAGGGAUGGAGAAGACAUCAUACUCAGGGUCCCCAUCCAUGAUAUCGCAUCGGUGUCAUACAUCCGGGAUGAUUCCUCUCACCUGGUGGUGCUGAAAACAGCUCAGGACCCUGGGAUUUCUCCGAGUCAGAGUCUCUGUGCUGAAAGCUCCAAAGCCCUCACGUCUGGGUCGCUGUCGGAGAGUGGAGUGGUACCUGUCGAAGCUUGCUGUUUGGUGGUCCUGGCUACAGAGAAUAAAGUAACCGCAGAGGAGCUCUGCUCACUUCUCAGCCAGGUCUUCCAGAUUGUUUACACUGAGUCCACCAUCGACUUCUUAGACAGAGCAAUAUUUGAUGGGGCCUCAACACCCACGCGGCACAUGUCCCUGCACAGUGAUGACUCUUCUACAAAAGUGGACAUUAAAGAAUCUUACGAAACAGAAGCAAGCACUUUUUCCUUCCCAGAGUCCUUGGAUACAGGGGGCAACUCUCCCACUUCCUUCUCAACACAGCCGUCUCCACACAUUAAGACAGUUAGCGAAAGUGAGCUGAGCACCACGGCGACGGAGCUGCUGCAGGACUACAUGAUGACGCUAAGAACGAAGCUCUCGUCCCAAGAGAUCCAGCAGUUUGCAAUGCUUCUCCACGAGUAUCGCAACGGGGCUUCGAUCCACGAGUUCUGUAUCAACCUGAGACAGCUCUAUGGCGACAGCAGGAAAUUCUUGUUACUAGGCCUCAGACCGUUCAUUCCUGAAAAAGACAGCCAGCACUUUGAGAACUUCUUGGAGACCAUCGGCGUGAAGGACGGGCGCGGGAUCAUCACGGACAGCUUUGGGAGGUACAGGCGGACAAUGAGCACCACCUCCAACUCUACCACCAAUGGCAACGGCGCCGCUGGCAGCUCAGACGACCAGUCUGUGCCCUCAGAGGAGGAUGAGUGGGACCGGAUGAUCUCUCACAUCAGCAACGACAUUGAAGCCUUGGGGUGCAGCAUGGACCGUGACUCCUCUUGAGAGACAGCAGGGGGGAGGGAGGGGAAGAAGACAAGGCAGUUCCCUCUCCUGGGGCUGCGUCCUUCUCCCUUCCACCCCCCUUACGGACCUCAGCAACACUCGCUACCGUCUUCCUGACCUUUCAUUCAGAAAGAGGUUCUCGGGAUGAACCGGGGCGUGAUUACCUGCUCCUCCCUCCCUGCCUUGGCAGUGGCUUCACUGGCCCCAGCAGGCACUUUUGGCUGGCGGCUGGUGCCCCCUUACUGUGAAGGCGUGUGCGUGCACGUGUGAGCAAGGAGCCCGGGCUGGGGGACAAGAUAUGGGUCCCUUCCUCAGACUUCUUGCAACAGCCUCCGUGGCUUCGUUCCAUCUUUGCCGCCACCACGACCGUCCGAGGUGCUGAGGGGGGAAAGGGGCUUAUGCAGAGGAGAAGGAGCAUUGCGCUAGGAGCCUCUGGCCGGUUUCAGUUUUGCACACAAUAUUCCUCUUGUAACUCAGACUCUCUCUCUUUCUCUCUCUUUUUUUUUUUUUUAAAUGAAGUUUACUACAAUGUGAAUAA